AUGAAUUAUAAGUUUUAUCAUAGCCUCUACGGUAAUCGGUACAAUGAUUAUAUGGGAGUAGGCAUAGCAUUGCCAGCUUCAAUGCAGUUAAUAUCUACCGAUUUUAUCAGUAUUGGAGAUUGUUUACGUUCGACUAUGGAACCACAUGAGAAACAGACUGGUUUCUUCGCAUGGUGUCAUGAUUUAUGUGAAUUUAUUCUAGCCAGAUGUAAGAAGCCUACAAUCGAUCCUUGGAAUGUCGCUAUAUGCAGAAAUAAUACGCUCAUUUGUUUACAAGUCAUAAUCGACGAUAAACCUCUAUAUAUUGGUACAUAUCACAUGCCCUGUCUCUAUAGCAUACCGGACACUAUGAUAAUACAUUCUUCGAUGGUGAAAGAUCUUAUGUUUCAAAUGGCGGCUGGUCAUCCAUUUAUUCUAGCAGGUGACUUCAAUUUCAAACCUAAUGAGAUUCCUUAUCGCGUGAUAACAGAAAAAAGUUAUCUUAACCAUGUACGAUUACCGAAUUCGAACCAAUAUGAAGUAUCUUAUCGACCGAAUGGUGAACAGAUAUUGAAAAGUGCCUACUGCGAAAAAAAUGGUACUGAGCCCAACUACACAAAUUUUGCUUCAACAUCACAAACGCCAAACUUUUGUGCUACACUUGACUACAUAUUCUUUGCUGGUAAUCUUCAUGUCAAUAAAGUGUUAGACUUGCCAGAUCAUCCAACAGGUGAAUCUUAUCCAGAUGAGACACAUCCAUCGGAUCAUUUAAUGAUCGCAGCAUCAUUUCAACUUUUGUAA
Messenger RNA from Rotaria sp. Silwood2, 780 nucleotides. The record is from the annotation of a GenBank genome assembly. Lineage: Eukaryota; Metazoa; Rotifera; Eurotatoria; Philodinida; Philodinidae.